This is a messenger RNA of Varroa destructor (honeybee mite), 1378 nucleotides long. Its product is annotated as transmembrane protein 120A-like. Gene Ontology annotation, cellular component: membrane. The record is from RefSeq and is a predicted model, not a curated record. NCBI's taxonomy places the organism in Eukaryota, Metazoa, Arthropoda, Arachnida, Mesostigmata, Varroidae.
GCUUUUGGCAAACAAAUGCAACUAACGUUGUGUAGAACCUCUAGCGGACAUUAUUUUGAAAGCGUCAUAUCUGAGAGCAUUAUGAAAAAGCUCGUUCGAUACGCCAGGAUGGUAACGCCGGGUGACGACAUCGUCAGGUUACAAGUUAUAGCGGAAGAGGUCAACAAACUUUAUCAAGAAUAUAAAGAAAAACUACAGCCAGCAUUCACUGCGUCACUCGGUUAUCAGAAAGCACUACAAAAAAGCGAAGAUUUCUGCGCCAGUCAAGUGAGGCAUCUACUACAUCAUUUGGUUCCAUUACGAGUUCAGCUGACCAGCAUGAAACCUGUUACACAAAGUAGAAAAAACAAUACACAAGAUCCAGUUGUUGCAAAAGCGGCUACAGAGUUGGACUCGCACGCUGCCGAACUUGAAGAUGCCAUCAGGCUUAUCAGGCGAAACCUGCCGGCGCCGCCUGGAAAAUAUUUGUAUUUCGUUUUAGGCUCUGUGAGUGUGGCAAUGCGUAGCAACAAACUGAAACUCAACUACAAGAUCGAAUAUGAAAAUUUUAAGUUAGUUGUGACGUGCGCUUUGCUAGCUCUGUCGGUAAUUUGUCUACUCCGGGGUCCAGGAACUCGUUGGGACCCUGUGCUGAUGUUUGGGCUCGUCUGGUUUUACUGUACACUAACCAUUCGGGAAUCAAUCCUUAAGGCCAAUGGAUCUAACAUCAAAGGAUGGUGGAGGCUGUACCACUUUUUGGCAACAGGAUUAUCCGGAGUAACUGUUUUAUGGGCUGACAAGCAGGGGUUUCAACUGCAUCUUCGCAGCUGUUUCUUGACGUACACUUGCGUGAUGCUGGUAGCUCAUCAAAUGCAAUAUCGAUAUCAGGCCGGAACGUUGUAUAGGCUACAGGCAUUAGGGGCUACGCCGACCGGCAAUUCCGACGUAGACCCUAUGGAGGUCAGUGUCGAAGGAGUCCAUUCGCUAUUAGUCAAACCAAUGCUAAGAGAUUUCUUCCUUCUGAUGCCUUUCCUCUACGCGGUUUACUUGCUGCAGCUUCUGAUGCUCUACCUCGUCGUCGAACUCAUUUCUUCGAAACCUGAAUCGGCCACUUGGCACGCGGCAUCGGCGGCCGUAUUUUUCGGAGUGAUGUUCGUGGGCAACGUGUACAACACCACUAAAGCAAUCUAUUCGAAAUAUCAAUCUUUUCGUCCUGAUCCGCUGCAUCUCAUCAGAAAGUUUACAUCGUGUUGAUUUUUUACGCUAGAGAGAAAUUAGAAGGAGCUCAGCCGUAGAGAAAAAACCGCGGAAAACUCUUUGGCACAUUCAUGAUUGAAAAUCGAAUUUUGGGCCAGCCAAUAAAAAGGCAAUAUUUAUAAUGCCGAAUAAGGCAAAUUCA